AUAUUUUCAACAUGGCAGCCCCCAUGGACGCACAUCAGCAUGAUCAGUGUCUCAUAGUCAUACAGGAUUUAUUCAAAGGGAUUAAAAUCCUGACAUCGCCGUCUACUGAACCUUCAGCACAGCAGGAUGGGCCCGUCGGAGAUCUUCUGGAAACCUCUCUCACCAACUCCAUGGAGGCUCUCCACCAAGCUCUUGAUGGAAGCACAGUCUUCAAGAACCCUGCAGCCAUCUUGGGAGAUAAGCAGGUGUCCCUGAGGUCUAUGCUUGGCCUUCAAGCCAGCGACAAGAAGUGGGCCUACGUGGAGCAUUGCCUGGCCAUGCUUGAGAGUCUGAGAUCCUGCUUCCACGAUGCCAUGCUGACAUACGAGGAUGACAAGAAGAGAAUCGAGGGAACUUCUAAGAAGCCUCUGACACCAAACAUGGCACCUGCCGCAUCACCAGACAUCCUAAGUUUUAACCAACAGGCGGCUCUAUCUGCUCUCACUCAGUUCAUCACUUCUCUUGGAAUCUGCCCAGCCCUACUGAAAGGAGUAGGGCUUCCACUCAAUGUCAGAUCCCAGUUGGCUGCUUCCUUCAUCCCAUCGAACAAGCCUCUUCCAUUCAGGGAGCGCCAGAGAAGGUUGAUGCUGAUACUACGAGGUCUCGCUGACUGCAUCAAGCAACCUGUCCUGGGUGGAUUUAUCCUAUCUAAGAACCUGAUUGAUGUGUUGGCAUCAUUGAUUCAGGUAGUGUGCACCCUGGAGAUUAAGAAGACAAUUAAGAUCAGGAAACCAGAUGGAACUCUUGUUAGUCCAGCUGAAGGAGCACCAGUCCUGCCUCCCUCUGACAUCCACUUUGCCAAGGCCCAACUUGAGCACCUCACCCUUCACUGCUACCAGCCCUCUGUCAUCAAGGAGCUUCUCAUUCUCCAGGGUGGGAUGGGGUCAGGGGUGAAAGGUCAAACCCCUCUCCCCAAGGCACCGCCAUGGUUGAGGAAGGUGUGUGGGAGCCUGCUGGCUGAAAGGAUUGUGACUGAUAAAGGAGUGGCCCAUUUUCUACAGGGUAUCAUAGAGGAUGGAGAUACACCAUCUGGCUCCUGGGCUAGAUGUGAUGCCAUAGCAAAUCUGUUAGCCACGCCCCCUUCCUCGGCUGUACCAAAGGAGGUGUACUAUAAAAGCAUCUGUCAUCAGAUGCUAGAUGUACUUCAUUCUGGGGAUGAUAUCAUGAUGGGGCAGAUCGUCCGGGUCAUCAGUAGCUCUGUGGUUGCCAUAGUAACCAAUGAGAGGAUGAUAGCUAAGCAGUACAUCCUAGACCCGCUCUUCAAAGCCCUCAUAGCUGACAAAGACGUCCAAGGUAACAGUCAACGAGUACUGGCCUGUGAAUCUGAACUUUCGCAGUGCAUCAGUGGCAUCCAUAGAGUAUUCAUCAUAGGAAGAGAACCCAGCUCCCUUCUCCUUUCAUGUCUUACACCCAUCCUUCCUCAGCUCUUCUCUCUCUACUGCUUCUCCAUGGAAGGAGUCUGCAAUCUCCGAACCUCAGUAGAGGAGAUCCUUUGUGCAUACCUCCGUACCUCUGAUCAUAGUACAGCCCUCACUGCCAUGGAACACAUCUCAGCCAUCAGGACGAAUCCUCAGUAUGGCAGGAUGGAUGAGAAGGUCACCUUCACACCUGGUUCAAGUGGUGGUGCAACCAUGGUGUAUCAAGGAGAUGCCAGUCCGGAGGAACUGUUCACACAGAACCUGAUGAGACAUGAACACAUUGGAAGCUGCUGUACCGCACUAUUACUAAAGGUUUCACAGGAGAAGCUGUCUGCUGACUUCUUUAUCGCUGUACUCAAUGAGAUGACAGCGACAGUGGCAUCACUGGACUCAUCAGGUUUUGUAGCUGAACAAGACAGGGCUCCCCCUAGUGCCGGUUCGGUUCAUAGCAGAGAACUUCUAGACUUAGAACCACCUUCACAGGUUGAUAGGAUCGACACCGUACAGCAUGCUCUGAGGGUCCUGGCUGUUCUUGAGCAGCUCUGUGAGGCCUUUGGACCCGAUGUCCUCAAGGACACUCACCAUCUGCUCCAGUUCUGUCAAGCCGCUCUCCAGAGGUGCGUGGAUCGGCUGCAGCGGGAGGGAGAGGAUGGCACAGACAUCCCUGCUGGUGUCCUGGAGACGGAGACCCUGACCCUGGCUGUGGCUCUACUCUCGGCUUUGAUCACGGGAGAACAGAAGAAAAAAUUGGGACCAACUGAUAAACAAAUCCUACAGGACAUUCUCCCACUUCUGAUGACCAUUUCCAAGUUGCACUCGUUGGAGCCCAUCCAGAAACUAGCAGAUGACCUCACCAUUGCCAUAGCAACCCAUGGUGCUGUGUCAUCAGCCUCCAUCCACCAUGCAGGGCAGGAUAGGAGGACGACUGGAAAGAGGAAUGAGCGAUUGAAUGUUGACGUUGGGGGCAGUGCAACCAAAGGCAUCACCAAGGGAGAGUUAGGUCGACCCAAAGCUCAGAGCUGCGUUGAAUCUGCUGUGGCAAUGGGGAGAGGUGCACAAAGUGGUGAAGAGGUGAACAGCAUGAAGAGGGAUGUCUCUGCAACAAGUGACGAUGUGAGCGAGUCUCUCUUACAUGGCUCAAGCACUGAAGAUAAGUUAUGGGCGACAGGGCACCACGUGGCUGUGCCCAACCAGAAUCUUCGUGAAAGAUCCUCCCAUCAAAAUCAAGAUGCAGAGUCCUUGAGAAAUGAUCCUUUGAGAACAUGUGGAAAUGUGUCAAAUAGACCAGAAACCUCAAGACAAGUAGAUGAUAAUGAAACUAAUAAUGAAGUUAGAGGUCAAUCAGAACAUAGUACAUCACAUGAUAUAGACAGCAGUGAUUUGGAAAGUUCAAAGCAUAAAACAACUUCAGAUAGUGAAACUGUUGAAGAAAUUCCAGGCCUAUCUAGCAGUGAUUCUCAAAUUCAGAUGAAUCAUAUUGAGGAUUUGGUCCUUCAGCAAGGAAGGUCAGAUGAGGACAACGGUAGGCAACAAGUGAAGCCAGCGAGUGAAGCCUUUGAGGAAGCCAUGAAGGACCUCACCGACCCUCUCCUCCCCGUACGAGGCCACGCCCUCAUCAUGCUGGCCCGACUCCUGAAGGAGAAAGACCCAAGAGCCCUUGCUGAGAGCGAGACCUUACUGAAGAUCUUUGAGGAACACCUCUCUGAUGAUGACACCUACAUCUACCUGCCUUGUAUCAAUGGGCUAGUAGCUUUGGCAGGCAUUCAUCCAGACAGGGUCAUGCCUCAUCUCUGCAGUAUGUCCAUCAGUGGCUAUGCAACGGAUCAGAGCAAACAGUGGUCAGCAACUAGCCGGACAGUAUCCCUGGAGAAGACUCUCAAAAUGGGGGAAGCUUUGGUCAGAGCAACUAGACAACUUGGAGAGCUUGUGCCUCACUUCAGGGAUCUCUUGCUGAAUACCAUCAUGGCGGGCACUAGACACCCAGACGGUCACAUCAGAGCAAGCUGUCUAGCGCAUCUCGGGGAGGUCUGUGGGCUCCUCAGGUACUCACUGGGUACAGUUGUACAUGAGGUUCUGAACUGUGUCACAUCUGCUAUCAAGAACGACCCUGAGCCAGAGGUCAAGAGGUCAGCUGUCCAGGUCAUGAACCUUCUCCUCCGAGGUCUGGGAAAAGAUGCAAUACAAGUUCUGGAUGCUUCGAUUCGGGAUGUCUACCGCUGUCUGAAGCAUGUGAGGGAUGUUGAGAAGGAUGAGGUGCUGCUCCUGCAUGCCCAGUUAGCCCUGGAAGAACUGGACAUCUUCAUGAGACAAUAUUUAUUCCCAAAACAGACCCUCUCAAAGAAGAUUACAGUUUUAAAUCCAUAGUAGGUCCCAAGCUGAAUCGAUUUAUUGCCAAUCACCCAGUUUUUGGUUAUGCCUGCCAGGUCAUGGGCAUUUCACAAAGAUCCUAAGUUGAACUUAUCUCUAAGUUUGACUUAAUAAUCAUGGAAAGCCGUUGGUAUCUAUGAAAAUAUUUUGU
Strongylocentrotus purpuratus (purple sea urchin) is the source of this 3975-nucleotide messenger RNA. It is a transcript of the gene tango6, whose product is annotated as transport and Golgi organization protein 6 homolog. Lineage: Eukaryota; Metazoa; Echinodermata; Echinoidea; Camarodonta; Strongylocentrotidae. Gene Ontology annotation, biological process: protein secretion. The record is from RefSeq and is a predicted model, not a curated record. The coding region runs from base 12 to 3821 and encodes 1269 amino acids. The transcript has 14 exons.